Nerophis lumbriciformis (worm pipefish) is the source of this 1840-nucleotide messenger RNA. Lineage: Eukaryota; Metazoa; Chordata; Actinopteri; Syngnathiformes; Syngnathidae. The record is from RefSeq and is a predicted model, not a curated record.
AUGAUCAGCCACACCCUGACUUCCAACAUAUAUAGAAGUCUAAGGCCUCCUGGUAUGAGUCGUCUGACUGGUGAUCAUAACAGGUGGCGGUACAUACGGACGCAGCUCAGUCAGCCAGGGCUUUCACUGAUAGAACAGUUGGAGCAGUCCUUGUCCUUCACUCCUUCCCGGGAGGAGGCGUACCUAGUAGAUGUCAGCCAUUGCUGGUACUUCAGGCUGUGGUACGAGCACGAGCAUGGAGGAGGCUUUGUAGUGGUGUCGCAGCUUGACGUCUGUGAAGAACAUCUUCACCCUGAGCAACAGCAGUGGAGCUUCAGGAUGGAGCCACAGCCCUCCCACAUUAAGAAGGAAGAGGAAUACCCACUCAUCACCCAUUUUAAAGAGGAAGAGGAGGACCCACUGACCCCUCACAUUAAAGAGGAUGAGGAGGAACACAGCAUCAGUCAGCAGGGAGAGCAUCUUGAAGGACUGGAGGAGGUUGAUGUCACCAAGAUGCCAGUGACUGGUGUCCCUGUGAAGAGUGAAGAUGAUGAGGUCAAAGGUGAGAGUGAGGAGAAGAGAGAGGCGGAGCCUCCAAGCAGCAGCUCAACACAACACAUGACAACAGAAGCUGAUGGAGACCACUGUGGAGGAUCACAAGCAGACAAGAUCUUAGCUCCACUAUCAGAUAGUGAGGACACAACGUCACACUCUCCUGACACUGAUGAUGAAGACUCUAAAGAUGAUGCAACAUGUCACACUGACAACACUCACUUCACAUGUUCUCACUGUCACAAAACUUUUAAAUACCAUAGUGAUCUGAAAACACACACAAGAAGACACACUGGAGAAAAACCUUUUUCUUGUUCAUUCUGUGGUAAAGGUUUCACACAAAGGCAAUCUUUGAAAAUACACAUGAGAGCACACACUGGUGAAAAACCCUUUCCCUGUUCAACCUGUGGUAAAGGUUUUACACAUAGUCAACAUUUGAAAGUACACAUGAGAACACACACUGGUGAAAAACCUUUUUCCUGUUCAACUUGUGGUAAAGGUUUUACACAAAGUCAGAGUUUGAAAAGACACAAGAGAACACACACAGGUGAAAAACCUUUUAUCUGUUCAAUCUGUAGUAAAGGUUUUAGACAAAGUCAAUAUUUGAAAGUACACAUGAGAACACACACUGGUGAAAAACCUUCUUCCUGUUCAAUCUGUGGUAAAGGGUUUACACAAAGUCAAUCUUUGAAAGAACACAUGAGAACACACACUAGUGAAAAAAACUUUUCCUGUUCAACUUGUGGUAAAGGUUUUACACAAAGUCAACAUUUGAAAAGACACAUGAGAAGACACCCAGGAGAGAAAGUGUGUAGUUGCAGUGUGUGUGGUGAAAGAUUGUCUUCUAAGUACCAGUGUAAGAAACACAAGUGUGCUGGUGAGAACAGCAGCAGCAAAUGAAACUGCAGGAUUUGAAAUAAACUGUCAAGACUUUAAUGUUGACUUUCUAACAACAUCAGCACAUAUAACAUGUGUGACAUCAUUGUUGUUUGUGUAACUAUCUUGUUAAUAUGCUUCUACAUUUUUUUUUUUAACGUUGAUGUUCCAGGUAAUCUUAUUUUCAGUGAAGGUUUAGGAUAGCCAAAUAUAAGCUUUGGCUUAGCCUAUUCCUUUUUCGGUCAUGCUUUUUCUUUUCUUUUCUUUUCCUUUUGUGUGUAAAUGUGUAUGAUUGUUAUAAAUGUAUAGUCUGUCACACACAAUGGUUAAUGGUUGAUGGUUGAUUCUAUGACCGAAAUAAACUUAUUUCAUUCAUUCAUUCAUUCAUUCAUUUAUAGAUUAGAUAGUUUGAAAUAUGGAUGUAUUACAUAAA